UGAUGUCUUUGACGUGGCCGGUGACAGAAUAACAGAGGGAGGGGGACGGGAAGUGGUUGCUGCUAGCGUCGCAUAGUGAGAGCAGCUCGGGGACAGACUUCGCCGUCAGUCAGUGGAAGUACAAGACCGUAUACUUGCUGUGACACCAUUGCGCCCAAAGGAAAACCCUGGAGCACUGCAACAAGACCAAAGAGCCUGAAGUAAAACAUGGAGGAGAUGUGGAGCUAUGCAUACUUUCUAAUGAUCAUCCUGUCUCUGGCUGAGAGUACAAAAGGACAGAACAAUACUACACACAUUACAUCCACAGGAUCACCGCAGACUCCUACCUCAAUUGUCACUGGUCGUAUCAAGCCCUUCUGGAAUAACAUUGAAAUGAUGCAGAGAGCUUUCUAUGUACUCAUUGGCAUCAGCUUGUUGGCUGUACUCUACUUUGUUAUCCGGACUUGCACUUUAAAAAAGAAGCCACAGAGGAAGAAAUAUGGGCUUCUCUCAGACUACGAUGAAAACAUGGAAAUGGCGUCUCUAGACAGCGAUGAAGAGAAAAUUUUUGAAUCCAGACGUAUAAGAAGGUGAUUGGCAAAUAGGUAAUUCUUGGUUGGCUAACUGCAAUGAAGACCAACUUUCUGUCCUUGUGAUGGCAGACCUGCUUCCUACAGGCCCUGUGUUUUGAGGGGAUACGAGUGUUGGCACCCAUUAUUUAUACUUUUCAGAACCAUUGCUACUGCAGAAGACUAACCUGCUAUGAUUUGGGGCAUAGCAUGUAUAUACUACUGAGAGGAAUUUUACACACAAGGCUUUAGAAAAAAAAAAUUACUGUUUAUUCUAUGCCAUUUGCACAAAAUGUACAUUCCAUUUUCACAUUGAGGACUACAGUAUGUGUAACUUUUCCCAACUUGACCUUACAGCUAUUAAUGGUUUAUUAACUGCAUUGAUUUUUCCAUGACCAACUAAGUAUGUUCUAGAUUUUGUUGGUGGAACCAGGUAAUGACAUAAUUUUGCUGCCAAUGAGUUCUGCAAAGAAGCAGUCUCUUCCUCACAAUGUGCUAAUACUUUUAUAGCUGGUGCAGUAUGUUUUGUAACAAAUGUUUAUUUUUCCACUGUGCCUUUUUAUACAUGAAUAAAACAUUCCCUCUAAUUUGAA
Pseudophryne corroboree (corroboree frog) is the source of this 1141-nucleotide messenger RNA. RefSeq names its product family with sequence similarity 174 member C (gene FAM174C). The record is from RefSeq and is a predicted model, not a curated record. Gene Ontology annotation, cellular component: extracellular region. NCBI's taxonomy places the organism in Eukaryota, Metazoa, Chordata, Amphibia, Anura, Myobatrachidae. The transcript is spliced from 5 exons. Bases 208 to 573 code for a protein of 121 amino acids.